UCAGGAGUCCUUGCAGAAAACCCAUUGAAGUCCAUCAGAGAGUUUUCCAGUAAAAUUCAGACAAUGUGGAGCUUGAACAUAAGGUUCAGCACUUGGACACCUAUUGCAAACAAAUCAUUAAACAAGCAGCUCUUUGAGGAAAGAGCUAGUCUCAUAAACCACUGGUUUGAUCUGUGGACAGACAAGCAGCGAAAACAAUUCCUCCAGACAAUAUUGAUGAGAUGCAGUAAAUCACAACUGAAGUUUACCCAAAACUGGCUUGGAGAGAGGAUUCCAGUAACCAAAGUGGAUUUCACCAGAAUGCUACCACGUUUCAUUUCUCUAUACAUCUUUUCCUUUCUCAGCCCUAGGGAGCUGUGUGCAGCUGCUCAAGUCGACUGGCAUUGGAAGUUUAUAACUGAACAGGACUGCUUAUGGAUGCCAAAAUGUGUGAAGUUUGGAUGGUUCCUGCCAUACACUCCAGCAGAUAAUGAAUAUAGUGCUUGGAAGAGACAUUACAUAGACUGUGCAACCAGCUUACAUUACUUCACCCCAAGAGAAGCCACUGAAAUCUACGGGACCCUUAAUGAACCAAAAGCUGAAAACGAGGAGCAGGAAGAAAGGCUAAGAGAAAAACGGCUACGAAAAAUGAUUUGGGAGAGAUUAGCAUUACACAAGAGGGAGUUAUUCAAAACUCGACUGCCUUGGACGAGCGGGACUCGGAGUUCCCGAUCCUUAAAAUCACGAUUGCAGCCAAAGCAGGCCCAGGCAAUCCAGGAUCGAGCAAGACUACACACAGCUUUGCAACUAUUUAGGGAAAAGAGCACUCUUUCGAAUCAUACUCUUUCAAUGCUGCCUUCUGAAGAAAUGAAAUCCAAGUUUAAUCUAGCAGCAGAUAAACAGCUUGUUUUGGCCUCCUUAAAAUCUUUGCCCAGCCCCAAAAGACAGAAUGUAACUGGAAGGAGAUCCUACCCUGGGUUACCUAACAAACACUGUCAGAGUGUCUACCAAAAAUACAGCAGCUUUGCAUACCCACUUGAGCCAUACCUGGUCUUGAUAUCAUCCCAGAUUCCUGCAUUUGAGAUGGUGCUGGACAGCAUCAAACCUGGGGUGAUUCCUGUGUUGUAUGAACAUUGUGGAAUGACAUUGGAAAGCCUCCUUUUUUAUGUAGAAAAGGCUCUGGAUGGUCGAAAAGCAAAGAGUAUUGGGAUUUUUAGCAAUGGAGACUCCAGGGAGAUCAAUUUACUUCAAGGCUGCAGAAUCAAUAUUAAGAACAUUCUGAGUCCUGAAGUGAGGGAAUUUUGGGAGAAGCUAAGUGGUUGCGUCAUCUCUCCAGAAGAAGGUGGCCAGGUGGACAUCUUUGUGCCUCUAGCAGCAUCAGAGGCAGGGAUGGAAGUCCUUUCCAAGCUGACUCAUCUAACUGGUGUGCUCUUCAGAACCCCCACAGGAAUUGCCACUGGAUCUUUUCAGCACAUUUCAGUGAGUAUAAAAAUAUCAGUCCUUAGUGACUGGCUGGGAAAACAGAAAGAUGGACCUCCCAUCUCCACCUACUUCACUGAAGUAAAACUACAGAUAUGGCUCAGACUGACAGAGCUCCUGGAAGAGACACUGAAAUCUGUCAGGAAGCAGAUGAAACCAUAUUUAAGUGAGCUGCAGAAGAACAUUAGUGGCAGGAUUAUUGGUCAGCUUAUGUUUGGUAUGAUGAGCAGUGCCAACAUACAUACUAAUCAAGAAACAGCCCAGAGGUUCACUGAUGAAUUAGCUGAGCUUUCAAAAAGAAGCUACGAUAAACUUCAGAAGGACACUGCAGACAGACGAACUAGAUGCGCCUGGGAGCUCCUGACAAGUGAGAAGAACUAUGUGCACAUGCUGGAAACCGUGAGGAAUGUUUAUGUUAUACCACUAAAAGCAGCAUUAGGAUCAAAUCGAGCCAUCCUAAGUCAUAAUAAUGUUCAAAUAAUCUUCUCUGAUAUCUUGGAUGCCUUACAACUCAAUAGGAAUUUUUUAAAUGACCUAACUGAAAGAGUUCAAGAAUGGAGUCCAACCCAGUGCUUGGGUGAACUAUUCACUCAGUUUGGCCGGCACCUUCAAACAUACACAAACUUCUUCAACAACUACACUAUCAUUCUGAAAACCAUUGAUACAUGCAGAGAGACCAUUCCUUUAUUCCGUGCCUUCUUGAAAAGACAUGAUAGGACUGCUGUUACUAACAUGAUGAGGCUACAGGAACUGCUGCUGUGUCCUUAUAAAAGAUUUGAAGAGUAUCUUAACCUUCUUUAUGCUCUGAGACUGUACACUCCUCCAGAACAUGCUGACCGGGAAGAUUUGACUUCUGCAAUAAAGAUGAUGAAACAAUACAAGGAAUACAUAAAUCAGCUAAAACUGAAUACGAGCAGGGAUGAGCACAUGAUAACUGCACAACGAGUCAUCCAAGGAUGUCCUAAUUUAUUAGAACCCAACAGGUAUCUGAUCAUGGUACAAGAUGUAAUCCAGUUUAGCUGCUGUUCUGAGGAAAUCUGUGUUUCAUUCAGGCUCUAUGAACAUAUCCACGAUCUUCGCCUUUUCCUUUUCAAUGAUGCACUUGUUAUUUCACACCGUCGCAUCUCCUAUAUACCAUUUGAACGGACCCCCAAAACAACUUACCAGUUCCUAGCAACAGUAGCUCUUCACAGGCUGGUUGUAGAAGACAUUCCACAUACAAAAUAUAUCAAGAAUGCAUUUACUCUACAAGGCCCAAAACGUAAAUGGAUUUGUUCUACCGAGGAUGAAGAUGACAAAUUUACAUGGCUAUCCACAUUGCAAAGUGCAAUCAACUGUAGCAUGAAGAACUGAGAUUCACCUUAGUAUUUCAGAUGCCUAACUUGUAAGCAUAUGCUAAUUAUCUGAACACAGACCUAUUUUGUGCAGUUUCCUACUCUGAGGAGCUUUUCCUCAAAUUUAGCAUAAUUACCAAGAAAUUAGCAUUCCUUUCAAUCGUAGUUCAUAGAAUACCAUCAUGCCUAACUCAGACUGAAGAUUAGUUAUAGAAAUGUAGCCGUGUUAGUCUGGUGUAGCUGAAACAAAAAACAGAACUAUGUAG
This is a messenger RNA of Pelodiscus sinensis (Chinese soft-shelled turtle), 3058 nucleotides long. The record is from RefSeq and is a predicted model, not a curated record. Lineage: Eukaryota; Metazoa; Chordata; Testudines; Trionychidae.